UUUCAAAUAGAACUGUACAUGAGUUAAAGUGAAAGUGGUGUAAAAUACAUUGAGCUAGAUGUAUUUGACAGUGUUUAUCGUGUACAUUUUUGCUGUUGGACUUGAAGGUCUCCAUGUCCACGGUCCCUCGGGUCCGGUUGUGGCCCAGCUGGGAGGUUCGGUUCUCCUGCCAUGCUUUGUUGAAAGCCCACUGCCUCUGGAAGGUCUGCAGGUGGAAUGGAGAAAGAAGGAUUCCGAUUCUCUAGUCGGUCUCUUCCAACAAGGAAAAAGUCGACCAGAUCUCCAGAGUCAGGGGUUUAGAGGCAGAGUGGACUUUUUUCCACAUGAGCUCACAAAAGGGAACUUCUCCAUCUUACUCAAAAAUGUGGUUGAAGAAGACGCUGGAGGUUACAGAUGUAAAGUAAAUACAACUCAAGACUCCAGUGAGGUCAUAAUGGAAGUUAGUAAUAUCAGGGGUCUUGUGGUGACUGGGGCAGACCAAAACAUCUUUGCCUCUAAGGGUGAGGAUGUCAUACUGAACUGUUCUGUAGAUUCACGUGUACCAGCCAGCGAGAUCGAAGAAGUGACCUGGAAGAAGACAGACAGAGACCCAGAGAUCCUCGUCCUAUUAUAUCAAGACAGUGAGAUUUUCCCAGACUCCUCACAUGAGAGUUAUCAGGGGAGAGUUGAUUUCUUUUCUUCUGAAAUCCCGAAUGGAAACUUCUCUUUAAAACUGAUGGAUGUAAAGAUGGAAGAUAAAGGAGAAUUCACAUGUGAGGUCCACACCAGGAACCUGUCAGGACGAACCACUGUGGUUCUUCAAGGUGUAGGUUUUGCUGCACUCCAUAUAGCGAUAUUGGUGUUGUGCUCUGUUGCAAUGUUAAUUGCAGUGGGAUUUUGUGGACCUGUUUGUAUCCUGCUAAGAAAGAAAGUUGCUAGCAAAGAGGGCAUGAAAAGGCACAUUUUUCUGAUCCUCUGUCCAAACAUCUGCAUGUUUUUGAGUUUCUGCUUGUGGUCAUCAGAAGGUUUUCUCGCUGAGUUCAUGACUUGUUUAACUGUCAGUAUCAUGAGGCCUGUCAUAUUGUUAAAAACUUCUUCUUAUCUCAGCACGUUACCACAGUGCUUACAGAAAACAGUGAAGGCAUUUCACUGUUCCGUUUUACCAUUCAGCUAUUUCGUUGACUGGAUUUUCAAUUUUCAUUGAAACUUUUAUCAGAAA
This is a messenger RNA of Tachysurus vachellii, 1198 nucleotides long. RefSeq names its product polymeric immunoglobulin receptor-like. The transcript is spliced from 8 exons. Gene Ontology annotation, biological process: cellular response to lipopolysaccharide; immune response; negative regulation of T cell proliferation. Bases 59 to 1183 code for a protein of 374 amino acids. Gene Ontology annotation, cellular component: external side of plasma membrane. Lineage: Eukaryota; Metazoa; Chordata; Actinopteri; Siluriformes; Bagridae. The record is from RefSeq and is a predicted model, not a curated record.